AUGGACCAACAUGCGCUGUGCGAGCAAGGCAGCGCGUCGUCGACCAAGCGUGACUUCGUCAACGAACUGCUGAGCAUCGGAGAGCCCUUUAGCCAGCUGCGGGAGGAAAAAUGGAUAUCCAUGAAAAACCGUGGCCUUGCCGCGUUCGCCAAGGCGCACUGGAACACGUUUGUGCGCCGCACGAACAGAGGCAUCCCCCAAAAGUACAGAUGGGACAGCUGGAAGGUGGCUCUUAGAUUCGACGUCUACGCUGGUACACUUGCUCCGAAGUACGAAACAUUUGCGAACACGACAAAUGAGUAUACUUCCAUCAUACAAAUUGACGUGCCUAGAACAUUUCCGGAGCUAAAGGUCUUCGAUGUUGAGGCACAGCAACAGCUUUCCCGCAUCCUGCAUGCAUAUGCAAACUACAGCCCUGAGGUCGGCUAUUGUCAGGGAAUGAACUUCGUUGCCGGUGAGUCAACCUCCUAUUCUCGCAAGCUACUGUCUGUCCCGUGGUUGUGCACUUUACCAUCGGAAUCUGUUUCAAACACGUGUGAAAUAUAUGACGAUUACGAGGGCAAUUAUCAUUUAACUACAGGUUUACUUCUCCUUGUUAGCGGUUUCAAUGAGGUCGAGUCCUACGUGGCUUUCGUUGGACUCAUGCGAGAAUUUGGUUUGGCCGAGUUCUAUAUGCCAUCGUUUCCGCUUAUACAGAAGUAUAUACAGGCUUUCGAAGCUUUGACGGACGACAUGUGGCCGGACUUGCACAGGCACUUCCAACAAGAGGAGAUUUCUGUCGCGGUUUUCUUGCACCAGUGGUUCCUCACGAUGUUUGUCAUCAUCUUGCCGCUGAGGACCGUCGUCGCACUCUGGGACUACAUGUUGUACAAUGGUCUCUCAAGUGUUUUGGCGGUUUCUCUCGGGCUUCAAUACCUGUUGGCCCCGCAAAUGAAACAGCUGAAGUUCGAAGGCAUCAUGAGCUUCCUGAAGAACAUCAAGGACGCUGACAGCAAGGACGACAUCCGAGUCGGGCGCAUAAUUGUCAAUCAGGCAUACCGGAUCACCACAACACGAGGUUGUCUGGACAGUUUUAUUUUGGCGCAACAGGCCAUAUCGCUAACCAACCUGCCGUCGUUCGAGGCGGUUGGUAGCGGUGACGCGACUAAACGUACGGCUUCAUCCGCCGGCAGGAGCAAACCCAACCCGCUAGCAGCGAUUGUAUCCCAGCUUGGUCUAUCGGAGUCUCCGAGGGAUGAAAUGUGA
This is a messenger RNA of Babesia bigemina, 1245 nucleotides long. Its product is annotated as GTPase activator protein, putative. NCBI's taxonomy places the organism in Eukaryota, Apicomplexa, Aconoidasida, Piroplasmida, Babesiidae. The record is from RefSeq and is a predicted model, not a curated record. The transcript is spliced from 7 exons. The coding region runs from base 1 to 1245 and encodes 414 amino acids.